Messenger RNA from Carya illinoinensis, 1562 nucleotides. RefSeq lists its product as uncharacterized. The transcript is spliced from 9 exons. The coding region runs from base 111 to 1436 and encodes 441 amino acids. The record is from RefSeq and is a predicted model, not a curated record. NCBI's taxonomy places the organism in Eukaryota, Viridiplantae, Streptophyta, Magnoliopsida, Fagales, Juglandaceae.
UCGUUUCGUAAUACCUCUGCGAGCAAAUGGAUAGCAUCUUCGUUCCCCAAACCGAAUUCGGAACUCCUCAGAGUCUUAACGAGUGAGUGAAGAUCCAAACCGAGUCUAUAAUGUCGAAAUCGUUCUCCGACCUCCAUCACCUUCUCAUUCAGUUAUCGGAGCCAAUAACGGAGUCGCUCUCCAAAAUCCAAUACACUCCACCAGAGGGCUCCUACAUUUCUGUCAAAGCCCUAAUAGAACCCCUCCUCCCACACAAAGCCUCGCUGUACCCUAGCAUCGCCGAGGCCCAAAUUCAUGCUUUAAUAAGAGAUUUUACCUUCGCUUGCGCCUUGAUAUCCUCCUCCCAGUCCUCGACCCACGAAAUCCUCUCGUGGAUUCCCCAGCACCUGUCGGUCUCUGCAAACUCGUCCUUUUGCAAGCUCUCCGAAGCAUACUGUGGCGUUUUUGGCGAAACAAAUGCAAAGAGGAUCGUUGAGUUGGGUGUGGAUAUUGGUUCGAUUCCUGAAGAUAGGAGACUUGUGGUGGAAUUGAUUCCGGAGGUGCUGCCAUUGUUUAAGGAAAGGAUUAAGGAGAGCUCGAUAGAUAAGUCGGACGAGAGCCACGAGGCCUUGGCCGCGUCGGCUCGGGUUCCGGUAGGGUUCGCCAUCGUAGCAGCUUAUCAGUUUAGAUGGUUUGUCACUCAGGUUGGUUAUCCUUAUUUGGGACAACUGUGCACUUUGGUGAUUCCUUGUGCAUUGACUGCGCUUGAUCACUGGUCAGCGGAGGUGAAAGGCCAGGGCAUGAUUAGCCUUACACAUCUUGCAAAAAAUGUUGAUGCCACGGAUCUGGGCGGGUAUGAGGAUGUGAUUCUUGAUGCAUGCUGCCAUAAUAUUGCUUCUAGUGAUGAUAUAUGGCACCAUGUAGUUGAGAUGUCGACACUUCUUGUGACUUGUACUCAGAGGGGCAAUCCUCGUAGCCCAUGGUUUGAAAGGAUGUUGAAUGAGAUGUUAAGUCACUUGGAGCGGCAGCCAAGGAACAAGGAGCGUCGGAUUGCAUGGCUCAAAUAUAUUGAGCCACUUUUAAGUGGUGUUGGUCUUGUGUUAUUAGCUCAUUUUAGGCGUAUUUUUCCCCUUUUCUUUAAGUGGAUGCAUGCCGAUGAUGAUGAGACUGUUCUACUGGUUCUGGAAAGGAUCCAAAUUAUCUUAAGGUUAACAUGGAUAAGGAACACACUAUAUGUUGGAAGGUUGGUUGAUGAACUCACUAUUUUGUAUAAAGAGGCAGCAUUGAAGAGGACUCACAAAGAAGUUAGAGGACAAAUUGUUCAGAUAUUGAUCUUACUCCAACAAUGUAAAGGUAUGCAAUUCAAAGCAGCCUGGGGCAAGCACAAGGAUGAUCCAAACUUGACAAAUCUUGAGUCAUCACUAAGCAGAAAAGACACAGCGACGGUCAUUCAAUGAUCUUUCGGAAGCAAACGGAAUGCGCUAUUGCUUAAGAUAUGAUGUAAAUAGCUCAUUUUGGGAUCCGUUUACAUGUAAUUAUGAGCACUAUAUAACUUUCCUUAUUUAAUAUAUGGUGUUUCCAUA